AUGAGUGAAAUAAGCGUAAAAGUCAUAGAGAAUGAUAUAUCUGCAAUAUCAUUAUUGAAUAAGGAGCAAAAAGCAGCAUUUAAUUUGAUUAUUGAAGCUGUCUUUGUGAAAAGUAAGGGCUGCUUUUUCGUUGAUGGCUCUGGGGGAACAGGGAAAACAUUUCUAUAUAGAGCAUUAUUAGCGGAAGUAAGGUCAAAAGGAUACAUAGCAUUAGCCACUGCUUCAUGUGGAGUUGCAGCAGCUAUACUUCUAGGAGGUCGAACUGCACAUUCCCGUUUCAAAAUCCCGCUAGACAUGAACCCAAAUAAGAUGUGCAAAGUGAGUAAACAAAGUUCAUUAGUAAAGUUACUGCAACGAGCAAAAUUAAUAAUUUGGGAUGAAGCACCGAUGACACAUAAAGCUAGAAUUGAGGGAGUUGAUAAAUUAUUCAGGGAUCUAAUGGACAGCUCUGAGAUAUUUGGAUCAAAGGUCAUUAUUUUUGGAGAAGAUUUCAGACAAGUAUUGCCAGUUGUUUUUAGAGGGUCAAAAGCUGAUUUUGUUCAGUCUAGUUUAACAAUAUCUUAUAUCUGGCCCGAACUCCAAAAGAUACAACUGAAAGAAAUUAUGAGAGCAAAAUCGGACCCCAAUUUUACAGAAUAUCUUCUUCGUAUCGGCAAUGGAACUGAACUAGUUAUAUAUGAUGAAAAUGUUGAGAUACCUGCAAAAAUGCUUAUCAGAUAUACCACUGAAGAAGAAUCUUUAACUGCUCUAAUCAACACAGUCUGUGACACAUGCUUUGAUCCUUCUCAACAAGCCAUUCUGGAAGAUUUCAUAAACAGCCUCAUGCCUAAUGGUUUACCUCCACAUCGAUUAACUCUAAAGCAAAAUACACCAAUUAUGCUGCUUCGAAACAUUGAUCCACCUGAGGGACUAUGUAAUGGCACUAGACUUUUAUGUAGAUCAUUAAAAUCUAAUGUAAUAGAUGCUAUUAUAAGCUCAGGUGAAUUCAGUGGAAAACAAGUCUUUCUCCAUAGGAUUUGCUUUAGAGUUGAAGAUGAUCCAAAUUAUCCAAUCUCUUCUGAAAGGAUACAAUUUCCUGUAAGGCUUUGUUUUGCAAUGACUAUCAACAAAGCUCAGGGACAAACUUUAAACUUUGUUGGUAUUUAUCUUUGUGAGCCUGUAUUUUCACAUGGCCAGCUUUAUGUUGCUAUUUCAAGAGCUAAAAAUAGCAAUUUUGUCAAGAUCCUUAUACGACCUCCUAUACAUGAUAUUACCUUGGACAAUUUGACUGCAAAUAUAGUCUACCAAGAAGUUUUGCACUUAGCUAAUGCAUAG
This is a messenger RNA of Coffea arabica (coffee), 1314 nucleotides long. The record is from RefSeq and is a predicted model, not a curated record. NCBI's taxonomy places the organism in Eukaryota, Viridiplantae, Streptophyta, Magnoliopsida, Gentianales, Rubiaceae.